ACCCUGGGAUCAUCCUGCUCCAGUGCUGCCCAUCACGAGGCCAUGAAGCUCCUGGUGCUCCUCGUCUGCCUUGCAGUGCUGGCCCCCGCGGGCUGCAACAUAGCUCAGUUUGGUAUCAUGAUUAAGGAGAAGACUGGGAAGCCUGCGCUGUCCUACAAUGGCUAUGGCUGCCACUGCGGCCUUGGGGGAUCCAAGUACCCGGUGGAUGCGACCGACUGGUGCUGCCAUGCCCACGACUGCUGCUACAAGAGGUUGUCAUCCGUGACCUGCGUUCCCCACCUUGCCACUUACAAAUUCUCCAUCAAGAGAGGCCAGAUCACAUGCGGAUCUGGAAGUUCAUGCCAAAGAGCUGCCUGCGAGUGUGACAAGAAGGCAGCAGAGUGUUUCAAGAGGAACCUCAGAACUUUCAACAAAAGCUACCAGAAUUAUCUAAACUUCAAGUGCAAGGGCUCACGUCCCUCUUGCUAGAGAUGCAAGACUUGAAACUUGAUGGAAAUGCUCUAAAUUGAGAUUCUCUUCCCGCAGUGAGAUGGAGCAAGGCACAACUCCAGACCCACUGCACCAAAAAGGCACUUGGAAGCUCUCUGCCAAGCCUGCCAGACCCUGAAUUGGAAAGCUUGCUCCUCAGAAUUAAAUAAAUGAUAAAAAAAGUCUUUGCAAAUAAAAAUAAUUUUCCAAGA
Gallus gallus (chicken) is the source of this 680-nucleotide messenger RNA. It is a transcript of the gene PLA2G2E, whose product is annotated as phospholipase A2 group IIE. The record is from RefSeq and is marked provisional. Gene Ontology annotation, molecular function: calcium ion binding; phospholipid binding. The transcript has 4 exons. Bases 43 to 468 code for a protein of 141 amino acids. NCBI's taxonomy places the organism in Eukaryota, Metazoa, Chordata, Aves, Galliformes, Phasianidae. Gene Ontology annotation, biological process: phospholipid metabolic process; lipid catabolic process; arachidonate secretion.